AUGGGCCCAGAUGCAGCAGCUCCUCAGUUUGCUUCCAAAUUUGGCGUCUUCCUCAGCUCCAGCUUCGUCGGCGGUUUCUACAGCAGCUCCCACUUCCUUGGCGGCACCGGCUAUGCCUUCCUUGACAUCCGAUUCCUUGGCGGCACCGGCAACGGCUCCCUCCCCAGCGAAUUCAACUCCUCCUUCACCUGUUCUUGGCCCUUGGUCGCCAGGGUAGGACGAGCUCCCAACAGAAUCAACAGUCCCACCGAUCCAAAUUUAGUGAUCAACGUUGAGACUUACAACUAUUGCACAGGUCGUUAG
Molecule: messenger RNA, 303 nt
Organism: Puccinia triticina
Lineage: Eukaryota; Fungi; Basidiomycota; Pucciniomycetes; Pucciniales; Pucciniaceae
Exons: 2
Coding region: 1-303 (100 amino acids)
Source: RefSeq, a predicted model, not a curated record